Solanum stenotomum is the source of this 1740-nucleotide messenger RNA. RefSeq lists its product as uncharacterized. Gene Ontology annotation, molecular function: nucleic acid binding. Bases 1 to 1740 code for a protein of 579 amino acids. NCBI's taxonomy places the organism in Eukaryota, Viridiplantae, Streptophyta, Magnoliopsida, Solanales, Solanaceae. The record is from RefSeq and is a predicted model, not a curated record. The transcript is spliced from 4 exons. Gene Ontology annotation, biological process: DNA integration.
AUGGUUGUCAAAGAUGACGAAAUCGUGUUCAACUCCAUUUUCUCACUCAUGGAAAAAUCGGACGAUGAAGAGAAUCAGGAUGAGAAACUGAGAGCAUGCAGCCCAACGAGGAACCUGGUACCUCUGAGGGUGGGAAACAGAAACUCAGUGAGCUUUGAGGUUGAAUUAGAAGAGAAGUUAAAGGCAUCUGAGUUUAAAUUAGUUGCUUCUCUUGAAAAGAAUUCUCAACUAAUGAAGGACCUUAGUAAGAUCAAAGAAGAGCUGAACCAUUCCCUAAAAUGGUCUGAUUCGUCUAAAAUCCUUUCAAACUUAGCUAAUCAGAAGUUCAAUAACAAAAAGGGCUUAGCUUGUAGACAGAUAAAACUUCCCUACAAUCCACACAGGAAAUAUGUCUCUGUUUCUGACAAUCUUCUGUGUACCCAUUGUGAAAGAAAUGGUCAUCUUAAAGAAAAAUGUGACUCUCUAAAAAGAAAGAGAGGAAGCAGUCAGUGCUGGUACAUGGAUAGUGGAUGCUCAAGGCAUAUGACUGGAGACACUCAAAACUUCCUCUCAUUGGAAGCACACCAGGGUGGUGGUGUGUCGUUUGGUGAUGGGAAGAAGGGUUUCAUUCUUGGAAUUGGGAAAAUAGGAAGAUCAGCAGCAUACUCCAUAGACAAUGUUCAUUAUGUGAAUGGUUUGAAAUACAAUCUCUUAAGUGUAUCUCAAAUCUGUUAUAAGGGAAAUGAAGUCAAAUUGUUGUCUGACUGGUGCCUAGUUACUAACCGUAUAACUAACAAAGUUGUCAUGUCUGUCAAAAGAGUAAAAAAUAUGUAUGUUGCAGAUCUUGACCCAAUAAAAGGGGACAAUCUUACAUGUCUAAGUUCUCAAACUGACAAUGCAAAUAUAUGGUAUAGACGAUUGGGGCAUGUGAGCUUUUCACUGCUGAACAAGCUUGUUGCAGGGGAACUUGUCCCCGGACUACCUAAGCUGAAGUUUUCUAACAACAAAGUUUGUGAGGCCUGUGUAAGGGGGAAACAAAUGAAAUUGUCUUCCAAAUUGAAGAAAGGUGUAAGCACAACCAGACCCCUAGAACUUCUCCACAUUGAUAGGACCUGUCAUAAUCCAAAGAAGAGGAGGCAAGAUGAUUUUUUUGCUGAAAAUGGAAUUCAUCACAAAUUUUCUACACCAAGGACUUCUCAGCAAAAUGGGGUUGUGGAGAGGAAUAACAGGACCCUAGUGGAUAUUUCUAGAACCAUGUUGAUUGACUCAGGACUUCCAAUGAACUUUUGGGCAGAAGCAAUCAACACAACUUGCAAUGUUACAAGCAAAUGUCUCAUCAGGACAGUGAUCAAGAAAACCCCGUAUGAGUUUGUUAAUGACAGGAAACCUUCAAUUGCUCAUCUGAAGCCUUUUGGUUGCAAAUGCUUCGUAUUGAACAAUGGAAAGGAUGAUCUUGGUAAGUUUGAUGCCAGGAGUGAUGAAGGGGUUUUUGUUGGGUAUUCCUCUACUAGCAAGGCAUACAUAGUUUUCAACAAAAGAACUCUAUGUGUUGAAGAAAACAUGCAUGUGAUUUUUGAUGAAUCUUAUGAGAAGAGCAAAGAUGAACUAAAUGAAGACAUUGAAUUGGAGGAACUGAUGAAGGGUCAACAAGAGAAAGUAAUCCAAACUCCUGGAAGUAAGCAGAUUUCAAAGGAUGGAAAAGGUGCAGAACUCAUAGAGGAACCUUGUCCCUCCGGUGCAGCUCAUGACGGAGAUGUUUAG